AUGGUUGUCACUGAAUUCACCGCAGCCUCAAAUCGGAAGAAAAUCGAUAUUCAUGCGCAUGUCUUACCACGAGAUAUUCCAAAUUUUGAAAAAAAAUUUGGUUAUGGUGGCUUUGUUCAUUUGGAUCACAAAGACGAUGGAACAACACAUAUGAUUAAAGAUGGGAAAUUGUUUAGGGUUGUUGAGCCGAAUUGCUUUGAUGUGUCGUUGAGAAUUGGGGAUAUGAAUCGCGCACACGUCAAUGUGCAAUGCAUCAGCACUGUGCCUGUCAUGUUCUCUUAUUGGGCCAAACCAGCGGACACCGAAGAGGUGGCCCGUUUCGUGAAUGAUGAUCUAAUGGCGCAAUGUGGAGAGGCACCCGAUCGACUUGUUCCACUCGGCACUUUACCCAUGAAUGAUAUUGAAAGAGCCGUGCAAGGCAUUUGU
Messenger RNA from Mesorhabditis belari, 426 nucleotides. NCBI's taxonomy places the organism in Eukaryota, Metazoa, Nematoda, Chromadorea, Rhabditida, Rhabditidae. The record is from the annotation of a GenBank genome assembly.